CGGAGGGAGUCGGCGCAAGAUGGCGGCGGGAGGGGCCCGGGCUGCGGCUCUGGCCGCCGAGUGAGGGGCGGGGGGGCCCGGGGGCGCGCGGCCCGAGACCCCCCCGGCCGCCCUCCUCCUCCCCUUGUUCCUGUGGCUGGGGGGGUACCCCUCCCCUCCACACCAUGGAGCCAUCUCCUAUGUCUCCGGGUGGGGCCGCACUCCCUCUGCCUCUAUCACUGGCCCCCCCGCCACUGCCCCUGCCUGCGGCUGCGGUGGUACACGUGUCCUUCCCUGAGGUGACCAGUGCCCUCCUGGAGUCCCUCAAUCAACAGCGGCUGCAGGGCCAGCUCUGUGAUGUGUCCAUCCGAGUGCAGGGACGGGAGUUCAGGGCUCAUCGUGCUGUUUUGGCUGCGUCCUCCCCUUAUUUCCACGACCAGGUCUUACUCAAGGGCAUGACCUCCAUCUCACUGCCCAGCGUCAUGGACCCCGGAGCCUUCGAGACUGUGUUGGCUUCAGCUUACACUGGCCGCCUCAGCAUGGCCGCUGCAGACAUUGUCAACUUCCUCACAGUGGGGUCUGUGCUCCAGAUGUGGCACAUCGUGGACAAGUGCACUGAACUCCUCCGAGAGGGCCGGGCCUCAGCCACCACCACCACCGUCACUACUGCUGCAGCCACAUCCGUCACUGUCCCUGGUGCAGGGGUCCCCCCCGGGAGUGGGGGCAGUGUAGCCCCUGCUGCUGUGGGCUCCGUGCGCUCUCAUGCCUCCAGCCGGGCCAGUGAGAAUCAGUCCCCCAGCAGCAGCAACUACUUCAGCCCCCGGGAGUCCGCUGAUUUCUCCUCUUCAUCCCAAGAGGCUUUUGCCGCUUCUGCAGUGGGCAGCGGGGAGCGUCGAGGUGGUGGCCCCGUGUUCCCAGCCCCGGUGGUCGGCAGUGGAGGGGCUACCUCUGGGAAGCUGCUGCUGGAGGCAGAUGAGCUGUGUGAUGAUGGCGGGGAUGGGAGGGGGGCGGUGGUCCCUGGGGCUGGGCUCCGGCGGCCGGUCUAUGCACCCCCCAGCAUCGUACCACAGAAACACUGGGUGUACGUGAAGCGGGGUGGAACCUGCCCCGCACCAGCACCCCUGGCUCCCCAAGACCCAGACCUGGAGGAAGAUGAGGAGGAGGAAGACUUGGUGUUGACCUGUGAGGAUGAUGAAGAUGAAGAGCUGGGGGGUGGCUCCCGUGUUCCACCAGGGGGAGAACCUGAGACGACCCUUAGCAUUAGUGAUGUCCGGACCCUGUCUGAGCCUCCGGACAAGGGAGAGGAGCAGGUCAAUUUCUGUGAGUCCUCCAAUGACUUUGGCCCCUAUGAGAGUGGGGGUCCCGGAGGGGGGCUUGAGGAUUCAGGGGGACCAACCCCUUCCUCCUAUGCUCCCUCCCACCCUCCUAGGCCCCUGCUUCCGCUGGACAUGCAGGGCAACCAGAUCCUAGUCUUCCCAUCCUCUUCAUCCACCUCCUCCUCCUCCUCACAGGCUCCAGGCCAGCCACCAGGGAACCAAACUGAACACGGGGCUGUGACGCUGGGGGGCGCGUCAGCAGGGGCCCUGGGCAUGCCGGGUGGCACUGGCGGGACCCCUGGAGGGACAGGCAGUGGGGAUGGAAAUAAGAUCUUUCUGUGCCACUGUGGGAAGGCCUUCUCCCAUAAGAGCAUGCGCGAUCGGCACGUGAACAUGCACCUGAACCUGCGGCCCUUUGACUGCCCCGUGUGCAACAAGAAGUUCAAGAUGAAGCAUCACCUGACGGAGCACAUGAAGACUCACACAGGCCUCAAGCCCUACGAGUGCGGCGUCUGCGCCAAGAAGUUCAUGUGGCGAGACAGCUUCAUGCGCCAUCGGGGACACUGUGAGCGCCGGCACCGCCUAGGUGGGGGCGGGGCCGGGGCUGGGGCGGGACCCGGGGGGCCCACCAGGCCAGCCGUGCAACCCAAGAGAGAGUCUCCAGGCCGGGGCAGCGGCGACGAGGCGAGUGGGACCACGCCCCCGUCCAGCCGACGGGUCUGGUCCCCGCCCAGUGUCCAUAAGGUGGAAAUGGGCUUCGGUGGGGGCGGAGGAGCAAACUGAAGAGGCGGGCUACUGGGGGUAGCCUUCGAAGGAGGGAAGAGGAACGGGAGCCAGGGGCCCUGUGGCUCUUACGUGGUGUCCCCACACACCUACUGUCUUCCUAUCUCAAUAGACUUGUACAUAUUCUGGA
Messenger RNA from Phacochoerus africanus (Common warthog), 2208 nucleotides. RefSeq names its product zinc finger and BTB domain containing 22 (gene ZBTB22). The record is from RefSeq and is a predicted model, not a curated record. NCBI's taxonomy places the organism in Eukaryota, Metazoa, Chordata, Mammalia, Artiodactyla, Suidae. Gene Ontology annotation, molecular function: RNA polymerase II cis-regulatory region sequence-specific DNA binding; protein binding; DNA-binding transcription factor activity, RNA polymerase II-specific. Gene Ontology annotation, biological process: regulation of transcription by RNA polymerase II. The transcript is spliced from 2 exons. The coding region runs from base 165 to 2078 and encodes 637 amino acids.